Molecule: messenger RNA, 2223 nt
Organism: Vitis vinifera (wine grape)
Lineage: Eukaryota; Viridiplantae; Streptophyta; Magnoliopsida; Vitales; Vitaceae
Exons: 9
Coding region: 101-2047 (648 amino acids)
Biological process (GO): response to oxidative stress; hydrogen peroxide catabolic process
Molecular function (GO): peroxidase activity; heme binding
Source: RefSeq, a predicted model, not a curated record
CAUAAAUAUGGAGUACUAGCACCAAGAGAGCACCAGAAGCUUAGCCAGUUCCUAACAAAAAGGGUCCUUGGUUUUUGCCUCAAAUCAUCCAGAUUAAGCCAUGGCUUCCCCAUCCUUGUUGUCCUUAUUCUUCAUAUUUUCGCUUCUACUGGGGAUGGCACAUGCACAUUAUCUAUCCCCCAACUUCUAUGCAAGAUCAUGCCCUAGGGCUCUCCCUACCAUUCGAACUGCAGUAAACAAAGCAGUGGCCAAAGAGAAACGCAUGGGGGCCUCAUUGCUCCGCCUCCAUUUCCAUGAUUGCUUCGUAUUGGGAUGUGAUGCUUCUAUAUUAUUGGAUGACACUGCAACCUUUACUGGAGAGAAGACAGCAGGACCAAAUAACAACUCUGUGAGAGGAUAUGAGGUGAUCGACACCAUUAAAUCUCAAGUGGAAAGUUUGUGCCCUGGAGUUGUCUCUUGUGCAGAUAUUGUAGCAGUGGCAGCUCGUGACUCGGUUGUCGCUUUGGGUGGCCCAACAUGGACUGUGCGAUUAGGCAGAAGAGAUUCAACCACGGCGAGUUUCAGUGCUGCUCGCACCGACCUCCCUGGCCCGAACUUAAAUCUCAGUCAGCUUAUAUCUGCCUUCUCCAAGAAGGGCUUGACUACUAAGGAAAUGGUGGUUCUCUCAGGAACUCAUACCAUAGGUAAAGCAAGAUGCACAAGUUUUCGAAAUCAUAUUUACAACGACACCGACAUCGAUCCAGCAUUUGCAGCAUCAAAACAGAAAAUCUGCCCAAGAUCGGGUGGAGAUGAUAAUCUAUCUCCUCUGGAUGGAACUACUACUGUUUUCGAUAAUGUUUAUUUUAGGGGUUUGAAGGAAAAGAAGGGUCUGUUGCACUCAGACCAGGAACUCUACAACGGUGGCUCCACAGAUUCCAUAGUUGAAACCUACAGCAUCAACACUGCCACUUUCUUCAGGGAUGUGGCCAACGCCAUGGUUAAGAUGGGAAAUAUUAGUCCUUUAACCGGAACUAAUGGACAGAUUAGGACCAACUGCAGGAAAGUCAACGGAUCCUAUUGCUUAUCGCAAAGCAGUCUGGGAAAUUUGCGGACCAUGGCUUCCCUAUCCUUGUUUUCCUUAUUCUGUGUGUUUUCGUUUCUAUUGGGGAUGGCACAUGCACAGCUCUCCUCCAACUUCUAUGCAAGUUCAUGUCCUAAGGCUCUCUCUACCAUUCGAGCUGCAGUAAACAAUGCAGUGGCCAAAGAGCGCCGCAUGGGAGCCUCAUUGCUUCGCCUCCAUUUCCAUGAUUGCUUUGUAUUGGGAUGUGAUGCUUCUAUAUUAUUGGACGACACUGCAAGCUUUACCGGAGAGAAGACAGCAGGACCAAAUAAGGACUCUGUGCGAGGAUAUGAGGUGAUCGACACCAUUAAAUCUCAAGUGGAAAGUUUGUGCCCUGGGGUUGUUUCUUGUGCAGAUAUUGUAGCAGUGGCAGCUCGUGACUCUGUUGUUGCUUUGGGUGGCCCAACAUGGACCCUGCAAUUAGGCAGAAGAGAUUCAACCACGGCGAGUUUGAGUACUGCUAACAGUGACCUCCCUGGCCCGGCCUCAGAUCUUAGUACUCUUAUAUCUAGAUUCUCCAACAAGGGCUUCACUACUAAGGAAAUGGUGGCUCUCUCAGGAACUCAUACCAUAGGUAAAGCAAGAUGCACAAGCUUUCGGAGUCGAAUUUACAACGAGACCAACAUCGAUGCAGCAUUUGCAACAUCAAAACAGAAAAUCUGCCCAAGCACGGGUGGAGAUAAUAAUCUGUCUGAUCUGGAUGAAACGACUACUGUUUUCGAUAAUGUUUAUUUCAGAAAUUUGAAGGCGAAGAAGGGUCUGUUGCACUCAGACCAACAACUCUAUAAUGGUGGUUCCACAGAUUCCAUAGUUGAAACCUACAGCACCAACUCUGCCACUUUCUUUACGGAUGUGGCCAAUGCCAUGAUUAAGAUGGGAAACCUGAGUCCCCUAACAGGAACUAAUGGAGAGAUCAGGACCGACUGCAAGAAAAUCAAUGGAUCUUAGUCAAUUUAUGAAUGUCUUUAAUGUUGUACUACUUCAAUAAUAUUUGGAAGUAGCUUAUCACAGGUGAUUUGCAAAAUUUGCCUUGCUUAUGACAUUUGUAUAAUAAUGUUCAUCAACUCAAAGGUUUAUCCCAAAUAAAGUUUUUAGUUGGUUUUGGAUCAUCUGAAAAAAUUAAA